GCAUGCAUAUAUGAAUUACAAUCGUUACUUGAGAAACAUUUUGAUGGCAUCUUGUAUAUCUAUCUUAUUUGACUAGAAAUGUUCAUAAAAUAUAUAUGCAUUUUAAAAAGUGAGCAGUUUCUUUGUAGAUUUAAAUUUUUUUAGUUCAAGUAUCUAAGCUAAGGUAAGAAAAAAUCAAAGGCUAUAGAACUAAAGUUCUGUUGGAGCAUAUUUAGCUCUUCUUUGUUCAUGCAAAAGACAAAUUAAACAGCCUUCUCUUUUUAUCUUUUGAUUUUUUUUGUUCUUUUCUUAUAAAAAUGUGGUGAGAAGAAAAUGCCAUUUUUUUCAAAGAAAAAGAAUACCACAGUAAUUGAUGAUUUUAGGCAAACCCAACUCAACAAGAAUUCUAAUUAAAGGGAUAAUUUUCUUCUUUCAACAAAUAAGAAAAAUAAAUGAAACCCAGAGUUUUUGUUUCAUUUUUUCCCUUUGAAACAAAAAUUCCAUUGUGGAAUCAAAAACCUUGGAAUUCAAGAGUUACACAUUUGAACAAAAGAAAACAAAAGGCAUCAACUUUACCCAUAUAUAUGCCAUAAGAUCAAACACAGUUUCUUUCCAUUAAUUUGGAAGAAACUAUUCCUUCGAUUUUCCUUCAAAUUUGUACAAGCAGUUCUUCUUUUAUUGUACAAUUUGAUAAAACAUGAUCUCCUGGCUCGAUAUCUACCAUGUUGUUUCAGCAACUGUUCCUCUCUAUGUCUCAAUGACCUUAGGUUUCCUCUCUGCAAAACAUAUAAAGCUCUUCUCACCCGAGCAAUGCGCAGGCAUCAACAAAUUCGUCGCCAAAUUCUCAAUCCCUUUGCUUUCUUUUCAAAUAAUCUCUCAAAACAACCCCUAUAAGAUGAGCCCUAAACUCAUUCUCUCUGACAUUCUCCAGAAAAUCUUAGCCGUUGUUGUAUUAGCCGCGGUUUUAAGAUUCUGGCAUCCACCAGGAGGAAGAGGAGGAAAAUUGGGUUGGCUCAUAACCGGUUUAUCUAUAUCGGUGUUGCCAAACACUCUCAUUCUUGGAAUCCCAAUCUUGAGUGCCAUCUAUGGAGAUGAAGCUGCGAGCAUCUUGGAGCAGAUUGUUGUGUUGCAAAGCUUGAUUUGGUAUAGCAUCUUGCUCUUCUUGUUCGAGCUUAAUGCCGCAAGGGCGUUACCUUCAUCAGGACCCUCCCUAGAACAUACAGGCAAUGACCAUGAAGAGGCUAAUAUAGAGGAAGAGCCAAAAGAAGAAAACGAAGAAGAAGUAGCAAUAGUGAGAACAAGAUCUAUUGGAACUAUGAAGAUUUUAUUGAAGGCUUGGAGAAAGCUUAUAAUCAAUCCUAAUACAUACGCAACAUUGAUCGGAAUCAUUUGGGCUACUUUACAUUUCAGAUUGGGAUGGAAUUUGCCAGAGAUGAUUGAUAAAUCAAUACAUUUAUUAUCUGAUGGAGGCUUAGGAAUGGCCAUGUUCAGCUUAGGUCUUUUCAUGGCAUCACAAAGUAGUAUCAUAGCAUGUGGAACAAAAAUGGCGAUUAUAACAAUGCUCCUCAAGUUCGUAUUAGGACCUGCUCUUAUGAUUGCUUCCGCGUUUUGCAUCAGAUUAAGAAGUACUCUCUUCAAAGUCGCAAUAUUACAGGGUGAUCUUUGGAAUGCUAAUUGCCUUACCAACAACUUUGGCAUAUUAUUUUCUAUUGGACCUAUGAAUAUGACAUGUUAAAAAAAGAACAUGAAUAUGACAUGUUAUAUAGGCUCUUAAUUUUGGAUUUAUAUGGUACUUUAGUCAUGAAAUUUUCAGAUGUUUGAAUUUAUUAAGCUAAUUUCAACCAUUCUCUUUAAUUCUUGUAAAUCAUUUUUCUCCUGAUAUUAGAUUAGAAAGAAAAAAUCAUGUCAACUAGUAAAAUCAAAUUUAUGAUGAUAUACUUUUUUAUAAAGCUAUAUAGAAGUAAAUAUAAGAGUACACCAUUUAAAGGAGAAAAAAAUCACAUUAGUAAAAACAUAUAUGGAGUAAAAAUCUAAUCCAAAUUUAAAUAACAACAAUUCAGGUGGUUUAUCUAACUCUGAGAAAAUAAAUAGACAUUGUCAAAGACUCAACAUAAAAAUAUAAAAUAAAGAAAUAAAAAUGGAAAUUUUGGGGAGGAAGAAAACUAGAGAACACGGCCUGCGUGCCACGCAAUAAAAAAUGGAAAAAUGGCGAAUAAAAAUAAAAUAAGA
This is a messenger RNA of Arabidopsis lyrata subsp. lyrata, 2208 nucleotides long. Its product is annotated as auxin efflux carrier component 8. The transcript is spliced from 5 exons. Gene Ontology annotation, cellular component: plasma membrane; endoplasmic reticulum. Gene Ontology annotation, molecular function: auxin efflux transmembrane transporter activity. The record is from RefSeq and is a predicted model, not a curated record. Gene Ontology annotation, biological process: auxin export across the plasma membrane; auxin polar transport. NCBI's taxonomy places the organism in Eukaryota, Viridiplantae, Streptophyta, Magnoliopsida, Brassicales, Brassicaceae. The coding region runs from base 677 to 1714 and encodes 345 amino acids.